This is a messenger RNA of Melanotaenia boesemani (Boeseman's rainbowfish), 2922 nucleotides long. RefSeq names its product cGMP-dependent protein kinase 1-like. Gene Ontology annotation, molecular function: cGMP-dependent protein kinase activity; ATP binding. The transcript has 21 exons. Gene Ontology annotation, biological process: protein phosphorylation. NCBI's taxonomy places the organism in Eukaryota, Metazoa, Chordata, Actinopteri, Atheriniformes, Melanotaeniidae. Bases 612 to 2720 code for a protein of 702 amino acids. The record is from RefSeq and is a predicted model, not a curated record.
UUAUGCUGUGAAACUUAUAAGUGGUUGCCGUUUUCAUUAUGUAAUCUUUACAUAACCAGAAUAAUUUAUUUGAGAUUUAUUUUUAUGUGACAAUUAGCAGCAGAAAACCAGUCAGCUAUAUUACAUGCAGCACUCACAUCAAACUUACACCACAAAAUCCUAAAAAUCUAAGUUGUCCCAAUCUGUCAUCCAGAUGUUAGUUACAUCUAAUUAGAUAAAGCCUAUUUAAAAAGACUUUCAGCAGAUAUGAAUUAUUCGGUUUAUUUGUUUAGAUUUUAUCUUAAAAAGAGAGACGUAUCUGUAAUUCUGUAGCAGCGCUGUCAAACUCAGCUGCGCGUGCCUGUGUCCGCGUGCAGCGCGUUUCAUUCAGACUCGGGCUGGUCGCUGCUGUUGGUUUUUCAUCACACAUCACUGGGCAGAACCGGCAGGAUCGAUAUGUUUUUUCCUUGUGAUUUAUUUGUUUAUUUUUUCCUGCUCGCAUAAACAAAGCGCAGAGUAAACUGGAUCUGAGACCUGGACUUCCUCCUCAGGACUGGACCCUGGACUGGACUCCUGCUGCAUUUAAUGAUCCAUCAAAACUGACAGAAACAAAUUCUGUUUAACACGUGUCCAUGGCCAUGUCCAAGAGCAUUGGCACUUUGCGGGACCUUCAGUUGGCUCUGCAGCUGAAGAUUGAGGAGCUCCGACAGAGAGAUGCUCUCAUCGAUGAGCUGGAGCUGGAGCUGGACACCAAGGAUGAUCUAAUCCGACAGCUGCAGAUAGAGCUGGACAGGCAUCGCAACGCCCCUCAGCAUGAUACUGCCUCCUCCAGAGAGGCGGAAAACAAAGGGUCUGCAGUCCAAACUCCAAGAACAGCUGGUGAGCCUCAGCGCACCAAGAGACAGGCCAUCUCUGCAGAACCCACCCACCUGGACCCCUCCCAGCUGACUGACGUCACCCUCACCAGCUACCGCAAGAGCAAAGAGUCCAGUGAGCGGAUCCAGAGGGCUCUUAUGAACAAUGAAUACAUGAAACAUCUGGAUCACGGACGGAUCCUCGCCAUCACGGACUGUAUGUAUCCCACCGGCUUGGAAAAAGGCUGUUGUGUGAUCCAGGAGGGAGACGUGGGCUCGACGGUCUACGUUCUGGAGGAGGGGUUGGUGGAUGUGACUAAACAAGGAAACAAAGUGUGCACGAUUGGACCAGGAAAGGUGUUUGGAGAGCUGGCCAUCCUGUACAACUGCACACGCACAGCGAGCAUAACAGCCCUGACUGACAUCAAGCUCUGGGCCAUCGACCGGCAGUGUUUCCAGACCAUCAUGAUGAGAACUGGUCUCAUCAAGCUGUCCCAGUACAUCGACUUCCUGCGCAGCGUUCCUUCCUUCCAGACGCUACCCGAGGACGUUCUCAGUAAACUGGCGGAUGCUUUGGAGGAGACUCUUUACAGAGAUGGAGAGUACAUCAUCCGUCAGGGAGCUUCUGGAGACACAUUCUUCAUCAUCAGUGAAGGACAGGUGAGAGUUUCUCAGCAGGUGUGGAGCAGUGUGGAGCAGGUGGUGGUGAAGACUCUUUCUAAAGGAGACUGGUUUGGGGAGCAGGCUCUGAAGGGCGAGGACGUCCGCACCGCCAGCGUCACGGCUGUGGGAGACGUCACAUGUCUGGUCAUGGACAGAGAGUCCUUCAAACAGCUGAUUGGAGGACUGGAUGGAGGCAGCGACGCGCAGCUUGACAGCGAUGAGGUCAUCAAUGCCGCCAGACGACAAGUCGAAGCUGAUUUAUCCUCCAGCGUGUCGCUCAGCGAUCUGAGAAUCGUCUCCACUCUCGGGUUGGGAGGCUUCAGCCGUGUGGAGCUGGUUCAGGUAAGGAGCGAUCCCAGUCACUCGUUUGCUCUGAAAGUGUUGAAGAAGCAACAUGUCGUGAACACCAGCCAGCAGGGCCACAUCCUGUCUGAGCGCAGCAUCAUGAUGGAGGUUUGCAGCCCUUUUAUCAUCAGGCUGUAUCGUACCUUCAGAGACUCCAAGUAUCUCUACAUGCUGCUGGAGGCUUGCCUUGGAGGCGAACUGUGGUCGCUUCUUCGAGACAGGGGCUCGUUCGAUGACGGCACCACUCGUUUCUACACGGCGUGUGUGAUUGAGGCUCUGGCUUACCUCCACUCCAAAGGAAUCAUCUACAGAGACCUCAAACCUGAGAACAUCCUUCUGGACCACAGAGGAUACGCCAAGCUGGCAGAUUUUGGCUUUGCUAAGAAGGUGGAUCUGGGUAAGAAAACGUGGACGUUUUGUGGGACGCCGGAGUACGUCGCCCCUGAGAUCAUCCUGAACAAAGGCCAUGACAGCUCGGCUGACUGCUGGUCGAUGGGAAUUCUGGUGUUUGAGCUGCUCAGUGGAAGUCCACCUUUUUCAGGCUCUGAUCCCAUGAAGACCUACAACAUCAUCCUGAGAGGCAUCGACAUGAUCGAGUUCCCCAAGAAGAUCACAAAGAGCGCCGCUAACCUCAUCAAACGUCUCUGCAGGGACAAUCCGUCGGAGAGGCUCGGCAACCAGAAGAACGGAGUGAAAGACGUCCAGAAACACAAGUGGUUUGAGGGCUUCAACUGGGACGGUCUGCGGCAGGGAAGCAUGGAGCCUCCAUUCACGCCCUCAGUGGGCGGACCGCUGGACAGCAGCAACUUCGACUACUUCCCACAGGACAACGACGAGCCUCCUCCUGAUGAAGACUCCGGCUGGGACGUCGAUUUUUAGCAGGACGGGAUGAAAGUCUGAGGAACGUGGUGGGUUCACUGUGGGUCGACUAGCCCGGAAAAACUCGACUCAUCAUUAAUCAGACGUUCGUGAAGGGGCCGAAGAAAGACUGAGACAUACUGUCUGCAUCUUUUUUAUAUAUAUAAAGUGAAAGAGCAAUAAAAAGAAAGUUUUAACAUUACAAAUAAAGCUGUUAUUGGAU